Molecule: messenger RNA, 2371 nt
Organism: Pimephales promelas (fathead minnow)
Lineage: Eukaryota; Metazoa; Chordata; Actinopteri; Cypriniformes; Leuciscidae
Gene: gja5b
Product: gap junction protein, alpha 5b
Biological process (GO): cell-cell signaling; atrial cardiac muscle cell to AV node cell communication by electrical coupling; heart development
Cellular component (GO): connexin complex
Molecular function (GO): gap junction channel activity involved in atrial cardiac muscle cell-AV node cell electrical coupling
Source: RefSeq, a predicted model, not a curated record
GAAAGGAGGUGGAACGGCUCUGUUGGUAUUUCUUAACAUGCCCUUGGAGAAUGAGGGCACUUCCAGAUGGUUCAUGACGGUGGUCGGCCUGCUAGCAGCUGUUUCUGGUUAUCAGCACGUCUGUAAUCUGUCGUCCCCUGGAAAUGACACCGAGAGGACAAGGACUUCAUCUAAAGGAAGACUGAAUUGAUUUGCUUGUUUUACACUAUGUAUCAGAAGGUUUCUUUAUUGGGCGGAAACAACAGAGUUGACCAUCCAUAAAGACAUUCAUCUUUCCCACAGUAUCUCAAAGCUACCGCAGUGCUUCAUCCAUCUAUUCAUGCUUUAUGGUUGAAGGAGACAGAUUUCUUUUUGUCAGCCAGAGUAAUAAAGAGUCCAUUUUCGCCAUCAGCCUGUGGAUUAUACUGACAGCAAGCGAUCUGUCUGCAAACGGCCUUGCGUCCACAACUCGGCCCUGUCAGGAAGAUACGACAGGGAAAAGAGGAAGCAAAUCACGCUGAGGCGUCAACGUACCUUCAGCUCUUCGACGUCCACACCAAUAAGAAAUCAUCAACGGCCUGACUCUGAUCCAGAUUGUUCAGCGCGGAUCUUUUGAUCCGAGACGCUCGACCUCAGGCGUUAAAUCACAGAGAACAUACGAACAGGACCAUAUAUCAAAGUGAAGCUUCUGCUGAAGCUCGGAGGUCUCUGAGGAUCUGCGACUGUCAGACCGCCAAGUGGUUCUGGCAACUAAUCCCACAUCCUAAAGGCAGAAGAGACAGCAAGGGUUCUCGGGGAAAGAGACAGAGCGAACAAGAAUCUGUCAAGCGUUAUUACUAAACAGCCAAGUCUUUACCCAUCAGUCUACAGAGACAAACACACUCCUGUCUGAUCUUUAAGAGACACCUGUCAGCUAUUAAAGGCUCUCCUGACUAGUCAUGGCUGACUGGAGUCUGCUGGGGAACUUUCUAGAAGAAGUCCAGGAACAUUCGACUUCGGUGGGAAAGGUGUGGCUCACCAUUCUUUUCAUCUUCCGGAUCCUGGUCCUGGGAACAGCUGCCGAGUCCUCGUGGGGCGACGAGCAGGAAGACUUCACCUGCGACACGGAGCAGCCCGGGUGUGAGAACGUUUGUUACGACCGAGCGUUUCCCAUCGCGCAUAUACGCUACUGGGUGCUCCAGAUAGUGUUCGUGUCCACGCCGUCUCUCAUCUACAUGGGACACGCCAUGCACAGCGUCCGCAGCGAGGAAAAGAAGCGGAAAGAGCAGGAAGACGGAGAUGGCGAGAAGUACCCAGAAAAAGACAAGGACUGUGGGAAGGAGGAUGAAGGUGGAGGUGGGAAGGUGCGGUUGAAGGGAGCUUUGCUACAAACUUACGUACUCAGUAUCCUCAUCCGCUUCGUAAUGGAGGUGGUCUUCAUCAUAGUCCAGUAUCUGAUCUACGGAGUCUUCCUCAAUGCGCUCUACGUGUGUAAGGCUCCUCCGUGUCCACAUGCGGUCAACUGCUACAUCUCACGACCUACGGAGAAGAACGUGUUCAUUGUGUUCAUGCUGGCGGUAGCCGCCGUGUCUCUGUUUCUCAGUGUCGUGGAACUGUAUCAUUUGGCGUGGAAGCAGUGCAAGAGGUGGCUACACGAUUAUAAGACUUCCAAACGACGAGCGAUCGCGCCGUCCACCGUGGCUGCAGUCUCUCCAAACCCGCCCGCGCCAAACCGAGCCUGUACUCCACCUCCCGACUUCAACCAGUGCCUGACAUCGCCACCGUCUUCCCCUACUAUCCAGACACACGCACACUCGCUUAUACAUCCAACCUGUCCGCCGUUUCACGACCGCCUGGUGCACCAACAGAACUCGGCAAACAUGGUUACCGAACGCCACCGAGGUCAAGACUACCUAGGGGUCAACUUCUUGAGCUUCUCGCAAGCGCCCACAGAGACGCCUGAUUCAUGCGCCUCGCCUUCAUUUCUCAGCAGGGAAUUUGAUGAGGACAAGCGAAGGUUUAGCAGGAGCAGCGGGACCAGCAGCCGCAUGAGGCCGGAUGACCUUGCAGUAUAGCACCGACCGAUCAUCUCUAGAAAAGGGUCGUCUACUCUACUGUGACUAGACAAACAUGCUAUACUUUGGCACUUGCACUUACUUGUCUGUGUCAUUGCUGUCAAAAAGACAGAGACAGAAUAUCAGUUCACAUAAUAUGCAUAAUGAGAGUGAUGCAUAGAAAGACAAAUCAUCAACUUUUGAAAAGUCAACAUGAAAUCAAAAUGGAAAUAUAGCUGCAAGCAGCAAUACCGGGGCCAAGCACAAAGACGUUUUUCACCUAUUUUACCACUAGGUGGCGCUGUUUUGAAACUUCUCAGGCUUCUUCAGGACAUCGUACUGAUGACCCAUACCGAGUU